Messenger RNA from Zasmidium cellare ATCC 36951, 1701 nucleotides. RefSeq lists its product as uncharacterized. Gene Ontology annotation, molecular function: transmembrane transporter activity. Gene Ontology annotation, biological process: transmembrane transport. The transcript is spliced from 3 exons. Lineage: Eukaryota; Fungi; Ascomycota; Dothideomycetes; Mycosphaerellales; Mycosphaerellaceae. The coding region runs from base 1 to 1701 and encodes 566 amino acids. The record is from RefSeq and is a predicted model, not a curated record.
AUGGGCAUCGGCGUCCUUGAACCGAAAUCAGAUGCUGUUGUGCCAGGAACCGUCCUUCUACAAGAUCAUGGGGACGACACGACAGUCGACAAUGAUGCACGAGGCAACAACGAAGAGGUCAUCCUGGAGCCACAGCCCUCGAACGAUCCAAACGACCCCUUGAACUGGCCCUUGGGCAAGAAGGUUGCUAUGGUCAUGAUCGUCUAUCUGGGUGCAGUGGUUCACUCGGGCACGACGGCACCACUGCUCAUAAGUGGAAACGUACAAAUCUCGAAGGACCUUCACAUUCCUCUGUCAAAGAUGGUACAACUGUCACUGGGAUAUUUCAUUUUGGCUGCUGGAGCUAUCUGUCCUUUUAUUGCUGCAUUCGCGCGGAAGUACGGCAAGAGACCAGUAUAUGUGUUGUCCUCGAUUGUGGCCACCGUCGGCUGCAUUGUCGGCGCCACAGCAUCUGGAUACAAUUCACUUCUCGCAGCUCGAAUUCUACAAGGAAUAGGGCAAGCGGCAUGCGAGACGCUUACUUUCAACACCAUCGGAGAUGUUCUUUUCGUUCAUCAGCGAGGACUACCUGUGGCACUUGGUGUUCUCUGCAUCAACGUUACCAUCAACAUUGUCGGCAUUAUCUCUGGUGCAAUCACGACCCGACUUGGCUGGCGGUACUGCUUCUGGAUCUUGCUGCCUUUCGCAAUCAUACAGAUGCUCUUGGCUUUCUUCUUCGUGGCGGAGACUUCUUACAGACGGAAUAGCGUCGAUAGGCUCAACGCAGGGCACAGAUCGAAACUUCAUUCAACGAACGAUGCUAGCAGCGUUGACGCAAACUACGAGUUCGAAGAGCAAAUCUCAAGAGAUGAUACCUUGAAAGACAACGCUUCGAAGCUUGAGAAUGUCGUCUCUCACCAGGCCUCUGAGAACCAGCCCACUAGAAAGAGUUGGAUCCAAGAGCUACGCCUCUACAACGGGCCAUUCGCGGAUGAUCCAAUGUGGAAAAUUUUCCUCGCCUUCCCAGCCGUUCUACUAAACCUGGGAGUGUCUUUCGCAGUGUUCUCUUGCGGGUUGUGUCUGACAUGGUUUGGAGGGACGGUCACUAUCGCUUCAAUACUCUUCCCAGCACCUCCAUACAACUACACUACCAUCCAGGUCGGCUACGCCUCGGUCGCACCAGCAAUAGGAUCACUACUGGCCAGCAUAUUCAUGGGCCUAACUCUAGACCAUCUUGUCAGCAAACUCACACGUCACAAUAGAGGCGUGUAUGAGCCCGAGUUCCAGCUACCUCUGACUUUCGCCGGCGGUGCGUGUGUCAUUGCAGGAAUGGUAUCGACCGGAUACACAUUCGGAAAAGGAUCCUCUGUCUAUAUCGUCUCCGUCUGCUGGGCGAUCGCCUCCUUUGGCUUCGCCUGUUGCAACGUCACCUACUUCAACUAUGCCCUCUCUGCCUACUCGGACUACACCGUGGAAAUCAUCGUUAUGUCGGUGAUGUUUCGAAACUUCUUGGGUUAUGUGUUGUCCCUUUUCGUGGUGCCGUGGCUUGAGAGAAACGGCCCGCUGGUGGUGUACAGCAGUCUUGCAGGCACUAUAGCUGCGACUUUGUUACUCGUGGGAGCGUUUUAUGUUCUUGGGAAACGGUAUCGUCUGUUCUGGCAUAGACAUAAUCUGCUUCAAAGACUGCAACUGGAGGCGAAGAAGCCGAGGGCAUCGGAAUGA